AGGAUCAGUCACUGUUUGUUUACAUCGGGAGGAAGACGCAUCCCGCCCGCCUCUCCCUUAUUUACCUUCGUUUUUUUCUCGAAAUAUGGUCGAAUCUGAGGAAAAGUUCGAUGGGAUCUUGCUGGCCCUGGCUCAGCAACAUCCCGAUGGCAUUAUAGAGCUCCUAGACACCUUCUUCAGCUUCUUGGCUCGGAAAACAGAUUUUUACACGGGCGCGCCACCGGAAGUCGGGGAAAAGAUGGUAUUAGAAAAAUUUAAGAAAUACCAGAAAGUGGCAUAUGUAGAAGAUGAGAAAAAGAAAGCAGAAAGAGAGGAACAGGAGAGAAGGAAAGAAGAGAGACGAAAGAAGAAGGAGAUGGAGGAGAGGGAAGCCGCUAACCAGCCAAAGAUUAAGGAACUCACAGACGAGGAAGCAGAUGCGCUAGAGAAGAAAUUAGCAGCGAAAUCGGAGAAGUCGCCAGUCCAAUCGCCAAAGGAGGAGAAAGCACAAGAAAAGAGUGAGAAGAAGGAGGAAGAGGAAGAGGACGACGAUAGCAAGGGCAAGAUAAAGCCCAAUGCAGGCAACGGCUGUGAUCUGGAGAAUUACAGGUGGACGCAGACUCUACAGGAGGUGGAGGUAAUCAUUCCCCUGAACCUCAAAGUGAAGUCGAGAGACGUGGUGGUGGAGUACGGGCGGAAGACCAUAAAGGCCGGGCUAAGAAACGCCCCGCCGAUCUUGCAGGGGGAGCUCUAUAACGAAAUCAAAGUGGAGGAGUGUAACUGGUAUCUCGAUAAUGGAAGCGCAAUCGUUUUGAGUCUAGAGAAGAUUAACAAGAUGGAGUGGUGGGGCCGGCUGGUGCUGUCCGACCCGGAGAUCAACACGCAGAAGGUGGCCCCCGAGCCCUCCAAGCUGGGCGACCUGGACGGGGAGACGCGGGGGAUGGUCGAGAAGAUGAUGUACGACCAGCGCCAGAAGGAGAUGGGCAAGCCUACCUCGGACGAACAGAAGAAGCAGGAGGUCCUUAAGAAAUUUAUGGAGCAGCAUCCCGAAAUGGACUUCUCCAAGUGUAAAUUCAACUAGAAGAUUCGCCUCCGCUCUCCCGUCGUCAAACUCGUCAAAUUCCUAAGCGCUCCGCGGAAUAGACUUUCUUUAUUAUCGGCGAACAUUACUAUUGAGGUUCAUUUGGGCAUUAUUGGCGUGAGGGAAACAGAAUUAAUCAUCAUUAAAGAUUAUCAGAAUGUGACGUGACCGAUUAUCAGAAUGUGACGUGACCGAUUAUCACAAUGUGACGUGGGUGAAUAUUGGAUUAUACAAUAUACCGGCAUUGGUACCCUGAUUCCUCUGAUUUUUUUUUCAGACGUUUGAUUAGGUGUAUUUGGUGCUAAAUCACAAAGCUGUUGCAUAAAGAGCGUGUCAGAAUUAGCAAAAUAAAAAAAAAAAGAGAAAUCUGAAAUCAA
Penaeus indicus is the source of this 1437-nucleotide messenger RNA. It is a transcript of the gene nudC, whose product is annotated as nuclear migration protein nudC-like. The coding region runs from base 86 to 1060 and encodes 324 amino acids. The transcript is spliced from 7 exons. The record is from RefSeq and is a predicted model, not a curated record. Gene Ontology annotation, biological process: protein folding. Gene Ontology annotation, cellular component: cytoplasm. Lineage: Eukaryota; Metazoa; Arthropoda; Malacostraca; Decapoda; Penaeidae.